AUGUACAAUAACUUGCAAAUAGGUUACGGUCAAUCUCCAUCUUUACAACCACAGGUAAUUGCUGGUACGACCUCCGAAGGAGAGGAAGAGGGUCCUAGUAUCCCUAAUGUUCGCCUUGCAUUCAUUACCGCAGCAGAUCAAACAAAAUUUGAGCAGCUUUAUAUACAGGGUUGUGCUGGGGGCAAAUAUUUAACAGGUGAAGGUGCAAAAGAAAUCCUUUUAAAGUCCAAACUAGAUGCCACCACACUUGCUCAAAUAUGGUUUAACAAUUAUCUUACCUUUCCCGAAUUUGCUCUUUCCAUGUUUCUCACUAAUUUAAAACUUAAAGGUAAUGAAUUACCUAGUAAAAUAGCCGAUAAUAUUAGUAAUGAGGUAAUGGGGGUUAUUGAACAAAUUAAAGCUAUUGAACGAAUGUCAAUGGGUCAUACUAUGGGUCAAUAUGCUUCAGGUUUCCAAAAUAAUGCUAUGAUUCCUAGUAUGAUGCCUUUUACACAACGCAUGUUGCCACAACAAAAUCCUCAGCAACAAUAUAGCACGACCGGUAUAGUAGGAAAUGCGAAAAUUCCUUGGGCCGUAACACCUGAAGAAAAAAUUCAAUAUAGGGAAAUAUUUAGGCAAUGGGAUUCACAAGGAGUGGGAUAUUUAACAGGCAAGUUAUAA
Funneliformis mosseae is the source of this 660-nucleotide messenger RNA. Lineage: Eukaryota; Fungi; Glomeromycota; Glomeromycetes; Glomerales; Glomeraceae. The record is from the annotation of a GenBank genome assembly.